AUGGUGGAGGAUAAGCGAUCCGCUUCGUUGCCUGGCGCCGUGAUGUCGGAGUCUAGCUCGACCAUUCACGCCGUUCCCUACGAAGAAACCGUCGCCGCAGAAGCCCCCUUGGCUGUCAGAUCUGCCUCGUUGCCUACCCCAGUCGAUCACCCAUUGCGAUCCGGAAAGAAAUCACUUACAGCUAGCGUACCGUCGAGUUAUCCCGGAGACCCGUCACGCCCUCCACGCUCGUCGCAUAGAAAUGAACGGCCGCAAACGAAAGACGGAAGAAUGCUAGGGCCAGAUGCUGCGAAAUCGGUCGUCAGCCUGCGCUCAUUGCGCUCCAUCCCUAGCAUUGUCGUCAAUGACGCUGGAUCUCGCCCGAGCUCUCGCCCAGGGUCGCGCCCUGGUUCUCGGUGGUCGGAGCGUAAAUUCAGCGGACUAUGGGGCAAGAAGUCUGCAGAGUUGGAAAGAGAUUCGGACUCGCCACCACCUGUUCCUCCCAUAGAAGCUCCCUUCAACGGACUGUCCUUGGAUAUCCCCAAUUCGUCUUUCGACGGCCUUGCACCGCAAUCUAUGAGGUUCUCCAAGCGCGGGAGUCUCAUCAAAGAGGAAGCAAGGCAACGGCUGAAACAGCUAGACCAGGAUGGCGGCCAGGGAGAGAUCGAGAAGGGCCCGGUACCUCCAUCCACUGCUCCAACAGAGCAGAAUGACGCUGAGGUGGAACUCUUAGACGCCCCUGUACGGCGUUCAAAACUGCCACCAUCGCUUCGUGCCAGGCGAAGCGCUAUGCCCAGCAGAGUUAUUUCCGCAGACGAGGAUAUGCUAUCUCGUCGGGUCAGGCUGAUGUAUGAAAAGGGUGAUGAGAAUGUGACAGACUCGGAAGUCGCGAAGGCCUUGGCUGUGGAGAACGGUGUGCUCUGGGAAGAGACCGGCCCGACAAGUGAGGAGACUUCUCGCUUUUCAGGCGCCAGUGUGUCUGGCACGGAAACCAAGAGCAUAGUAUCCUCAGUUGAUCCCGAGCCUGCCCCGAGCAUCAAGAAAGAGCCCAACGAGCUAGCUGGCGGAAUUGAGUAUUGGCACAAUAUUAAAGCAGGAGAUGUGGAUAGAUAUGGUUUUAUUCGCUCUCCUACGAGCAACUCCAAUGAUGGUACGGAGCCUAGUCCGAUUCAACGGGUAUCUACUAGUCUGCUCCUUGCCUCAGAAAGCCCCCGUCGGAAAUAUUCCAUUCGACCUCCGUCUGCUCUGGGGAGUAACCGCUCCUUUGCGGGUCGGUCUCCGAACCGCAAAAUUUCUGCGCCAGCAGUCCGCCCUUCGUCGUCACAGAGCGCGUAUAGUUCGCCAGUGCGACGGUCAGCUUCAAGAUUUCGUCAAGCGACAAAUCAUCUUCCUCACAAUCGCGAUCGCCGAUUUAAAGAUGAAGCCGCCGACAUGCUCACACACCCAGUUGAUGUCAACGGAGACAGGGUAAACACAGCUGCUGUGCGUGCGGCCAAGAAGAGGGAGUGGCGAAGGGAAGACAAAUGGACGAAGAUGGCGAGGCAGACAAAGAAUAGCAGAGCUGGUGGUGGCAUGACAUUCGAGUUCGAUACAAAAAGCUCCAAGCUUAUUGAGAGGACGUGGAAAGGCAUACCAGACCGAUGGAGAUCGACUGCCUGGUACUCCUUUCUAGAGGCGAGCGCCAAAAAGCGCAGCGAUAGUCCUACCGUGGAGGAGCUCAUUGACGCUUACCAUGAGUACCAGUUCGUAUCGUCACCCGACGACGUACAGAUCGAUAUCGAUGUUCCAAGGACCAUCACUAGCCAUAUCAUGUUUCGUCGGCGGUAUCGUGGCGGCCAACGCCUGCUGUUCCGCGUGCUACAUGCCAUGUCUUUGUAUUUCCCAGAUACAGGCUAUGUUCAGGGCAUGGCAGCCCUUGCUGCAACCCUUCUUGCUUACUAUGAUGAGGAACAUGCCUUUAUCAUGCUCGUCCGUCUAUGGCAGCUACGAGGGCUGGAGCAGCUAUACCGGUCAGGCUUCGAAGGCCUGAUGGAGGCCCUGGCUGACUUUGAACGGGGAUGGCUGGAGGGAGGAGAGGUCGCCAUGAAACUAAAUGAGCUCGGAAUCCCGCCUACUGCGUACGGAACACGUUGGUACCUCACUCUCUUCAAUUACUCUAUCCCAUUCCCAGCCCAGUUGCGUGUGUGGGAUGUCUUUAUGCUCCUCGGUGACGCUGAGGAUCCAACUGGCCCAGGCGUCAAGACCGAGGGCCCCGACGCAAGCGCCUUUGGCAAGGGCUUGGAUGUCCUCCAUGCAACAUCGGCGGCUCUUAUUGAUGGUAUGCGGGAAAUUAUCCUCGAAUCAGAUUUUGAGAACGCCAUGAAGGUGCUCACCAGCUGGGUUCCGAUAAAGGACGUUGAACUAUUCAUGCGUGUCGCAAAAGCAGAAUGGAAAGUUCACCGUCGGAAAAAGGCCCUUGUCUAA
Molecule: messenger RNA, 2442 nt
Organism: Aspergillus bombycis
Lineage: Eukaryota; Fungi; Ascomycota; Eurotiomycetes; Eurotiales; Aspergillaceae
Product: putative TBC domain protein
Exons: 1
Coding region: 1-2442 (813 amino acids)
Source: RefSeq, a predicted model, not a curated record